AUGAACCGAGAAAAUCAAACUUCACGAUCUGUAAGAGAGAUUUCAUCGGUACGAAAACGAUCAUCAUCGAUUCCAUCGAAACCACACGAUCCACUGUUUGUUCGCACACCUAAACUACAACGACGACCGAUAUCUUUAUAUGGAAGGAUAUUUGAACUGGAAACCAAUGUUGAAGAUUACGCAGAAAUAUGGGAUCAAAAUGCUGAGUUAUCCACAAUUUUCCAAUCGAAAUCCAAAUCAGAUUCUACUCAUUUUGAGCAACAUCAAAAUGAAACAUUGAACAAAAAAUGGAAUCGAAAAAGCGCGGCUACAUUUGAUUCUGCUCACGUUGAAUCCACCGUUGACAGUGAAACUCAGUCAUCCAUACAUUUAUCCUCUUCGUAUCAAAUCACUGACUUAAUCAAUAAUCUAAAUCAAAUCCAUAACCAGUUAGACGAUAUCACAAAGCGACGAGCCAGUCGAAUAUCGAACGAAACUGAAUACGUACUUAUACGCAUUCUGAACGAAACCAAAGAGAAACAACAACGAUUACUAGCCUAUGCCAAAGAGCGACAAUGCGAACAGGAUGAAAUUUACCAAAAAUUAUUGCAAGAUUAUAUCGCACAAUUAGAUGAAAGAAAAGCGAAGGAACUCGCUGAUUUACAGAAACAAUUGCAGAGUUAUCGAGAUGAAAUUCUCGAGGAAUCUCAAGUGAAGGUGCGAACGGUCAACGAUCAAGCAAAUACACUGAAAUCCAAAAUUCUCCACGAGGAACAACAGCAGAUUUCAAUGAAAGUCAAUUCGCUCAUUUCACAAAUUCAGAAAGCGUCCAUUGAUGAUUCUACUCAACCAUUCGGUAGCGAAAUCCAAACAGCGACAAGCAUCACCACCAAUGCUACUGUCGGAACUAAAUUGAACAAAUAG
Adineta ricciae is the source of this 903-nucleotide messenger RNA. Lineage: Eukaryota; Metazoa; Rotifera; Eurotatoria; Adinetida; Adinetidae. The record is from the annotation of a GenBank genome assembly.